Messenger RNA from Hypoxylon trugodes, 3631 nucleotides. RefSeq lists its product as uncharacterized. Lineage: Eukaryota; Fungi; Ascomycota; Sordariomycetes; Xylariales; Hypoxylaceae. The record is from RefSeq and is a predicted model, not a curated record. Gene Ontology annotation, biological process: transmembrane transport; metal ion transport. The transcript has 10 exons. Bases 1 to 2952 code for a protein of 983 amino acids. Gene Ontology annotation, cellular component: membrane. Gene Ontology annotation, molecular function: protein binding; metal ion transmembrane transporter activity.
AUGGAGGGUGAUGCGCCGUUCGCACAGAACCACGGCACGACCCCAGGAUUCAGCGACCCCCUAUUCUCGGCCGUGGCUAAUGGCGACGAACCUGUUUUUCUCUCGUUGCUUGAAUAUGCAGACACAAGAGAGAAGAUACAGUCUGCCCAAGGGUUUGGGUUGUUGCGAAUAGCAAUCCGGAAUGGUCAUUUUAAUAUCUCGCGUGUCCUGCUUCAAAAUGGUGCUACGGUUGAAGGUCAAGCUGCUGAUGGCAAGUCAAGUCUUCAGCUUGCGGUUGAGUCGGGGUCUUAUGAAACUACGGAGCUCAUUUUACAAUUACAUGAGAACUCCAGAUCGGCAGUUAGCGAAACCAACCCUUCGCUCCUGCAUACGGCCAUUGAAAGGGACGACGUUGAGACAGCAAAAGUCUUGUUACAAUGGGGUGCGGGUGUAGACACGAAAAAUCCGACUACUUCAUAUACACCUUUGAUGGUGGCAGUCGAACGCAGGAAUAUUCCGAUGGUCAAGCUCCUUUUGGAAAACGGUGCCAAUACUGCCAUUAAGAGCAAUAAUGGCGUAUCAGCGAUGCAUCUUGCUCGUGGGUCUGAGGAAAUAGAGAGGCUUCUAGACAAUACCCUAUUUAUCCAAGGCCCGUCUCUAAGGGAUCCUAUAAGGGAGAAACAGCUUGUGGCUCCGGCUGUCGUAGACCUUCCUGGUGCCCCUAUCGACGAACCCGACGAAAUGGCAGCCUGUCGCGGAUUCCAAGCCAAUGUGACGGAUUUCUUUAUUGGCGAAUAUGAAAAGAGAGUCGAAAUCUCAUCUUCCGUUUACGAACUUUUGUAUGGAUUGGGACCUAAGGCUUUAAUGGAAGACGCGACGCCGCGGAGUCUUUCCAACGAGCCACCAAGAUUCCGGUGGUAUCAUUUACCGGCGAACAAUAUUGAGUGGGUUGAGAUACUCCUACAAAGACAUUUAGCAGAGACCGGCAGACAACCGUCUCUUUUCUCCGAAGAUGAGAAGUCUAAACUCGAAUUGAAGUGCCUCCAAGGGGGCACUCAUUCUUUCGGGAGUGCAUAUUAUCCUUCAAAACGCCCCGGUUGCCACACGUUAGAGAAAAAGUUAUACGGGGAUACGGAGGGAGCAACUUACCAAUUCGCUUCAUUUAUGCCAUUCCUCCAUUUCGAAACGAAGGGUGGCAUACAUUCAAUGUCGGAUGCCGUACGGAACCUGUCGAAUGAACCACCACCACCACCACCACCACCUCCUCCUCCUCCUCCUCCUCCGGGCCCCCCAAGGAGGCGUGCACCGGUGCCGAAUGAGCGAAGGGAGCACGGAAACAACGCGCCACGCCCACCUCGCGGGAUUCUGUCAUGGAUAGGCAAGACUCAAACACACCCUGGAAAUCCACCAUCGAACCGAGAAAACCUCCACCAAUACCUUAUUCGGGGUUAUCUGAAUCCCGAGUUUCUCGAUAGCGGUUUUCCUUUGCAGCUGAGACGGACUCUUGAUCAAUACUUUUAUACUCAUUUGGAUAUCGCUCACCCUAGGAACAACGACCAAGUUGUGUCACGUUUCACUGCUGACCAAGAAGUACCAAAGUUAUUCAUGGUAGACCAGCUCUGGCUGUGGGUUAUCAACGGAGACACAAUUAUUAGCUGUGUUCCACUGCGAUGGGAAUCUUGGUCGGAACCUUCUGCACUGGUUAGGAAUACCGAUAAUAAUGGCAUGCAACCGGAGGAUGCACACGAGUUUCCGCCUCUGCUGGAAGAUAACCACCUCGACGUUCAUAGAGCCGUCUCAGGGCAUCUUCGCAUUACCCAAAGAGCGCCGAUUACGUCGGUUUAUGAAAUGGCGGGAUUGAUCACGAAAGUCUGUGCCGAUGUUUUCGAUCCCAAUAAAGUAUCUAGUGACUUUCAGUUCUUCGACUUUUUUGAGAAGUCUCUUGGUAGAGUUGCGGACCUCGCGGCCCAGCAGCUUGAGUCAUUUCGGACUGCUGUCGCGGAGAGGCUCAAUCCCGAGAGUGAUUCACAUCAGUCAGACUUAAUCGUAGAGACGGGGAUAUUGGUCGAGGCAGAAGAUAUUCGCGACGAAUUGAAUAUCUUAAAGAUGGUAUUGGAAGACCAGAAAAAGGUAUUGGGGGACCUAGAGGAAGCUUUCAACACCGCUGCCCCCGAAUCGACUCGCCCCCACUACUCAGAUGGUAGGCUUCCAACCUGGGAACAGAAUCGAGUCCUCGAAAGCCAUAUAUAUCGCAUCAAUAAGAUGGAAACCAUUGCGGAUAGGACUAGUAAAAUGUUAAUCACUUUGCUUGACCUCAAACAAAAGGAUGCAAGUAUUUCAGAGGCCAUAUCAGCUCGGAGACAGGCUGAAAAUAGCAUUCACUAUGCGCAAAAACAAGCGGAGCAGGCGGAAGAAACCGCCAAGCAGGGAAGAACACUAAUGUUGUUCACAGUGGUGACGAUUCUUUUCCUCCCACUUUCGUUCAUGGCGGCUUUCUUCGCCAUCAACAUUGAUGUGUUUCCAAAAGAUGAUGCAGGAAGCCUUGAACUAGGUUAUGUUCUCAAGUAUAUGAUCAGCAUUUCCGCUGGAUUGUCCGUCCCUUUCAUCUUGAUCACCUUCAACCAGCGGAGAGUAUGGUCUGUCAUAGAAUGGUUUAGUUCCUUCAUGGCCAACGUCCCCAUUGGCAUAUGGGCCGUGGUUGCUCUAUCGGUAAUACUUCAAAUAGUAGUUUGGACAGCAAAGUUGGCAUACUCAGUCAAAAUUACCAUGGCCGUCACCAUGGCCGUCCUGGCAAUUAUGCUGUUCUGCGGCUAUUUUUUGUAUCUGCAUUUCAUGUACAUGCAAUACAACGAGAGAAGAAAAGAGCCGAAUCACUUGAAAGGGCUAUGGAGGAUCUUGAAGAGAAGUGGGACAUGGCGACCGAGGCAGCAACCGUUGGACUCCGUUGAAUCGACUGAGGGAUCGAAUAUAUAAUAAUAAUGUACGAGUUUGAUAGUGGGAAGCAGAACUAAGAAUCGAGAAUAGGUACCCCGACAGUUACCCGUAGCUUGCCUACCCCCCAAACGAUUGACUAAAGCGUCUGACUAAAGAGCGGAUAAUACCGCUGUAUCGCCCUCUAUUUCUCCACGAUUCGGACCCUACAUACAUACACCGAAAGCAAAAAAUAGGCUACUGCUGAUGUUCUAAUUUGCUUGAUGCAGCUAGGGUAUCAUGUUAUUAGGCCGACCCACCAUUGGGAUCACCAAGUCGAUCGGUCUUAAAAGAGUCCUCAGUUUCGACAAUACCAUCGUGGAGGCCGAUUGAUGGAGACCAUUGCAAUAAUAAAUAUUGCUGCAUGAGCAUGAUGUCGUUGUAAUUCGAAUGUUGAAGGAUGCUCCGGGUUGGAUGGGAAAGUAGCAGUCACAACCUGUAGUGAAUUUGAAAGAGUUUUCCUUGGCCAAGAUUCAGGACGUUUGAGCGGUGUUUUAGCGGUGUCCGUCACUGUUUAAAGGCUUGUUUGUACCUACCAUGAUCUGUGAGAGCUUGGCGCUAUUUGAUCAUUGGCCCACGUUGAUCAUGAGGAUGGGGUCCGUAUCACAUAAACUUGGUGAUUAUCUUCUUGCAACUAACAGCUCAAUUAAAUACUGACCUCGUAUAUGUCUCUAAUUGUCUU